Molecule: messenger RNA, 1252 nt
Organism: Chenopodium quinoa (quinoa)
Lineage: Eukaryota; Viridiplantae; Streptophyta; Magnoliopsida; Caryophyllales; Amaranthaceae
Product: rhodanese-like domain-containing protein 11, chloroplastic
Exons: 10
Coding region: 110-988 (292 amino acids)
Source: RefSeq, a predicted model, not a curated record
CAGGCCCCCAACCAUCUAGAUGAUUCCCUCUAAAAUUCGCUCCUAAUUCUAAUUCUGGUAAUUGCAAUUUGCAAAUUCCUCUACUCCGUACAAGAUAAUUCAAUUAACUAUGGAAGUUCUUGGAGUUCUUCCUCUUUGCUCUCCCAAAAUCCCACCCUCAAAUUUUGACAAAAAAUGCAGCACAAAAUUUUACAGAAGUACACAAACUAUCAAGUUCAGUGGGCCUAGUUCUGGGCAACUCAUUCCGCUUCGCAAAACUAUGAAUUGGAAAGUAACCAGAAUGCAAGUAGUGGGAGAAGAGUAUGAAUUGAGGCAAAUGAAGGAUAUGGCGGCUGCUAGAAAAAGAUGGGAAGCUUUGGUGAGGGAGGGAAAAGUCAAACCUUUGACACCAAGGGAAGCUGGGUAUGCUAUCCAACUCAGCGGCAAGACUCUACUUGAUGUUCGCCCAACAUCAGAGCGGAACAAGGCAUGGGUUAAGGGUUCAGUCUGGAUACCCAUAUUUGACGUUGAUGACAAAUUUGAUGCCGGGACUCUCUCAAAAAAGGCAACAAAUUUCAUGAUGGGAGGAUGGUGGAGCGGUGUGCCUACACUUUCCUAUAAUAGCCAGUUCUUAUCCAAAGUUCAAGAGAAAUUCCCAAAAGAUACAGAUCUUAUUGUUGCGUGCCAGAAGGGACUAAGAUCUUUAGCUGCUUGUGAGCUUCUUUGUAAUGCUGGCUACCAAAAUGUCUUCUGGGUUCAAGGAGGCCUAGAAGCGGCAGAAGAAGAGGAUCUUCAGAGGGAAGGUUCACAACCUUUUAAAUUUGCUGGAAUUGGAGGCCUUUCUGAGUUUCUCGGUUGGACAGAUCAGCAAAGAGCUGCUGCAGCUAAAGAAGGAUGGCAAUAUCGAUUAGUUUUCUCUGCGCGUAUGGUUGGACUGUUUCUUGCUGCAGAUGCAUUGUACAUUGCUGCUCAGCAAGUGGGUCGUUAUCUACAAGAAAUACGCUCGUAGUAAAUGUCUUUCUGCCAUUGCAAAUCUGAAGUCAUUCACUAUUUGCAUGUAAGAAGAUGUUUUGGUUUGUAUAUAUGUAUGAACUUGCCAAAUCCAUCAUCUCUUAUUCUCUUAGUGUAAACGAGUUUUAUUUGUUCACCAAAAUUUUGUAGCUUGAGGGCAAUUUUUUAUGAAAUUUUGAUGAAGAUCCUCGUGAAUGUUGUAUGAUAUUCUAUGUAUGAAUUAUAUGUAUAUUAUAUUUCAAAGUUAUUAUGCCUUCGUUUA